Notolabrus celidotus (New Zealand spotty) is the source of this 6363-nucleotide messenger RNA. RefSeq names its product host cell factor C1b (gene hcfc1b). The transcript has 30 exons. Gene Ontology annotation, molecular function: protein binding; transcription coactivator activity. Bases 1086 to 5843 code for a protein of 1585 amino acids. Gene Ontology annotation, biological process: regulation of DNA-templated transcription; chromatin remodeling. Gene Ontology annotation, cellular component: histone methyltransferase complex. The record is from RefSeq and is a predicted model, not a curated record. NCBI's taxonomy places the organism in Eukaryota, Metazoa, Chordata, Actinopteri, Labriformes, Labridae.
GCGGUCAGACGGGGUCACAUGAUGCUCCGGUUUUAAUUAUCGUUGUAUUAAAGAAGAACAGAUGUGAAGCGAAGACAGGAGAGAUGAUGACUGACUAACAAUGUGGUCUCGGCCAAACACUUCAUAUCAGAGCCGAGAGGGUCACAGUGUUUCAGGGUAAACGGUGUAAACAAUGUAAACAGUGUAGUGUCUGUGUGUGUAUGUGCAUAUGUGUGUGUUUGUGAGUGUCUGUGUGAGUGUGUGUGUGUAAGUAUGUGUGUGUGUUUGUGAGUGUCUGUGAUAGUGUGCAUGUGUGUGCGUGUGUGUGUGUAUGUGUGCGUGUAUGUGUGAGUGUGUGUGUGUGUAUGUGUGAGUGAGUGAUUGUGAGUGAUUGUGAGUGAGUGUGUGUGCGUGUAUGUGUGUGAGUGUGUGUGAGUGUGUGUGUGUGUGUGUGUGUGCGUGCGUGCUCGAUGUCGCCCCCUGGUGGAUCCCCUCUCUGUUAGCCAUUAGCCUGCUAGCCUCCCGGCUCUGUGUGUUUGGUUGCUGUUAGCAGCAAGAUGGCGGCUCCCUGCCCGGCUCUAUAACUCUGUUUGUUGAAGCUCAGCCUCGCGCUGCUCCCUCACACUGAUGCGUGGAGCCGCCGUGACACGCACUGACCCACAGGAGUGCGCUUAGUUCCUGCUGGAGCCUGUUAGCCUUUUAGCCUUUUAGCCUGUUAGCCCAUUAGCCUGUUAGCAGCUUCCUGUGGACUCCUCGGGGCUAAGAUGGCGGACUGUGUUCAGUCUGCGGGCUAACUCCGUCUCUCUGCUCCAGGACCCUUUAACUGACCCUCCUGGGGGUUUAUAUUCUCUGAGUUUAAUAAAGGUGAGAGGUUCUCUGACAGACUGCGGUCCUCUGGGAACCUUGAACCAUUAUAAGCGAGGCUGCAGGGCCGGUUUCUGUCCCAUUAGCCGGUUUUCUAACCAGCCCGAAGAAGCUAACAGUGCUAACACCGAGCCGCUGCUAGCGGGCCGGACACGGUCCGAAACCCGAACCCGACUCCGGACUGAGUUUGGAUUUUACAGUCACUUCGAGGAGCGGGAGACCCGGACCCGGACUGCGGCGUCAUGGAGACCGAACCCGCGGUGCUGCAGCCCCGGUGGAAGCGGGUCCUGGGCUGGACUGGGCCGGUCCCGCGGCCCCGGCACGGACACCGAGCCGUGUCCAUCAAGGAGCUGAUGGUGGUGUUCGGAGGGGGGAACGAGGGGAUCGUGGACGAGCUCCACGUCUACAACACAGCCACCAACCAGUGGUUCAUCCCGGCGGUUCGUGGAGACAUCCCCCCCGGCUGCGCUGCUUACGGCUUCGUGUGCGACGGGACGAGGCUGCUGGUGUUCGGAGGAAUGGUGGAGUACGGGAAAUACAGCAGCGACCUUUACGAGCUGCAGGCGAGUCGCUGGGAGUGGAAACGUCUAAAGACCAAGGCUCCAAAGAACGGCCCGCCCCCCUGCCCACGCCUCGGACACAGCUUCUCUCUGAUUGGAAGCUGCUGCUACCUGUUUGGAGGACUGGCCAAUGACAGUGAAGACCCCAAGAACAACAUCCCAAGGUACCUGAACGACUUGUACUGUCUGGAGCUGAGGCCAGGCUCCGGCGUGAUUGGCUGGGAGAUCCCUCCCACCUCUGGGCAGCCGCCGCCCCCCCGGGAGAGUCACACCGCCGUUGUGACGAGCGGCCGCACGGACAACAGGCUCAUCAUCUACGGAGGCAUGAGCGGCUGCAGGCUGGGAGACCUGUGGGUGCUGCACAUAGACUCUCUGACGUGGACUAAACCAGCCCUCAGUGGAAACGCCCCCCUUCCCAGGAGUCUGCACUCUGCCACCACCAUCAACAACAAGAUGUAUGUGUUUGGAGGUUGGGUUCCUCUGGUGAUGGAUGACGUGAAGGUGGCGACCCAUGAGAAGGAGUGGAAGUGUACCAACACACUAGCCUGCCUUAAUCUGGAAUCCAUGUGCUGGGAGACGGUCCUGAUGGACAGUCUGGAGGAGAACGUCCCGAGAGCUCGAGCCGGUCACUGCAGCGUGGCCAUCAACUCCAGACUCUACAUCUGGAGCGGCAGAGACGGGUACAGGAAGGCAUGGAACAACCAGGUCUGCUGCAAGGACCUCUGGUACCUGGAGACAGAGCGCCCCUGCGCCCCGUCCCGGGUGCAGCUGGUGCGGGCGAACACGUCGUCUCUGGAGGUGAGCUGGGGGCCGUCUCAGACAGCAGACACUUACCUGUUGCAGCUGCAGAAGUACGACAUUCCUGCAACACCUGCAGCCGCCUCACCUGCCUCUAGCCCCGCCCCUAACACGGUCCCAGUUGCCACACCUGCAGCGAACUCCCCCAAGAGUCCGGCCCUUGUCGCCACAGCACCAGCCAACCAGUCGGUCCCUCUCUCAGGCAUCACGCUGCUCCCCUCCCCCACGUCCUCCGUCCCUGGAAGCCCAUUGGCCGCUGCAGCCAAAGCCCCAGCUGUCCUGAAGGUGGCAGCCUCUCCAGGUGCAGGAGCCUCCAUCGUUACAGUGAGACAGGCCACACCUAAGUCUCCGGUCGUCAUGACUACGCUUCCUGCAGGUGUUCGUAUGGUGGCACCUGCUCAGACGGGCCAAGUGACGCCAAUAGGAGGCGGUCCUCAGAUGAGUGGCAUGGCAGCGCUGGCAGCAGCCGCCGCAGCGACUCAGAAGAUCCCUCCGUCCACGUCGGCGAUGCUGAACGUCCCCGCGGGAGCAACGCUUGUCAAGACCGUCGCUGUAAACAACCCGGCCGCUUGUAUCCUGAAGUCUGCUGCCGCUCAAGUGGGGGGGGCCUCUGUAGUCGCCACUCCCGGAACCCCUGGCCGACCAAUCAUCACAGUGCAUAAAUCCGGCACAGUGACCGUCUCCCAGCAGGCUCAGGUGGUCACCACAGUGGUGGGCGGAGUCACAAAAACCAUCAGGCUGGUUAACAGCCCGCUGGGUGUGGGAGGAGGCGGGACUCUGAUCGGGAACCUCAGUAACCUUGGGAACCUUAGUAACCUUGGGAACCUUAGUAACCUUGGGAACCUUAGUAACCUUGGGAACCUUGGGAAGAUGGUGGUCCAGACCAAACCAGUGCAGAGUGGAGCUGGUCAGACUGGGGGCAGCCCAGUUACACAGAUCCUACAGACUAAGGGCCCCCUCCCUGCAGGAACCAUCCUGAAGCUGGUGACAUCAGCAGAUGGGAAACAGACGACCCUCCUCAGCACCGCGCAGGCCGGAUCCACGCACGCCAAACCCACAAUCCUCAGUGUCGCACCGGGAACCGGUGCUAAACCAGGAACCACCAUCAUCAAGACCAUCCCUGUGUCUGCACUGCAAGGAGGUGCGAACAGUCCGUACACGAUCCUCACCACCAAGAUGGUCACCGCAGGAAGUGCUGGGAAGAUCCUCACCACGGUCCCCAAGAUCACCGCAGGGGGUCAACAGGGGCUGACGCAGGUGGUUCUGAAAGGAGCUCCAGGUACGCCAGGUACAAUCCUCAGGACAGUCCCAAUGGGUGGAGUCAGAUUGCUUUCACCUGGAGCUGUUGGUUCAAAACCCACCGUCACAACACUGGUCGUCAAGGGAACCUCAGGUGUGUCCAGUCUGGGGACAGUAACAGGAAGUGUCUCCACCUCACCAGCAGGAGGAGCUACCUCCAACGCCUCUCUGACUACACCCAUCACCAACUUAGCAACCAUCGCCACACUGGCAGGCAAGGUUACCACGGCAACCGCCUCAUCAACAGGACCCAAACAGGUUACUCUUAUUACGACUCCAAGUGGGGCGGAGUCUCUGGUACAGGAUCUGCCCGUCUCCAUCAUGGCCUCCCCCACCUCAGAGGAACCAGGAAGUACUACAAAUACUACAAAUACUACUACUACUGCAGGAGAGAGUGGAGACCCCGCAGCUACUACAGUGACGCUGGUUUGCUCCAACCCGCCCUGUGAGACGCAUGAGACCGGAACCACCAACACCGCCACCACCGCCUCCUCCAGCAUGAGCCGACCUGCACAGGUGAGCUCCACCCCGCCCUCGGCUCCUGUCAGCCAGAACAUUUGCUCCAACCCGCCCUGUGAGACCCAUGAGACCGGAACCACCAACACCACCACCACCGCUGGAGCUGGAGGACUCAGACAGGUGUGUUCGAAUCCACCAUGUGAAACUCAUGAGACCGGAACCACCAACACCGCCACUACAGCUGGAGCUGGAGGAAUUAGACAGGUGUGUUCGAAUCCUCCAUGUGAGACCCACGAGACUGGGACCACCAACACCGCCACUACAGCCACAGCUCAGCAGGCUGGAGAUGCUCUGCAGGGAGACUCAACAGACCCCUCCUCCUCCUCUGACCCCGCCCCCUCCGUAGCCAGCCAGAGCAGAGCAGUUACUACAGUUACACAGGCCACACCCACUCCGGGACCAUCCAUACCUGAGAUCUCCUCAUUGGUCGGAGAGAGCAGGGCGGAGCUGUCUGAGGCGGAGGCUGUUCCCAUGGUGACAGAGGCGGCUGGAGAGCGAGAGGAGCCUAUGCAGACCGACAGCCAAUCAGAGCAUGUGAUGUCAUCAGAAGCUUCAGCAUUGCAGGUUCAUGUGGAGAGCAGCGAAGCAGCAGCACAGAUGACAUCAGACGGUGGACUUCCUCAGGAGCUGAUGUCAUCAGAGGGGGACGGCGGUGAGGCUGUGUCCGGGACGACGACGCUUAUGGUGACAGGACUGACCCCGGAUCAGCUGGCUGUUACCACGGCAGCAGAUGAUGCAGUUCAGCAGGCGACCAUCCAGGCGGUGCUGCAGGCGGCGGGGCACAUGGGGGGGAGCUCUGAGUCCAUCCCCAUUGUGCUGACCCAGCAGGAUUUAGCAGCGCUGGUCCAGCAGCAGCUUCAGGAUGUCCAAAACCAGCAAGAACCAGAAACGGAACCUCAGCACAGCAGCCUGCCCACAGAGGGCCUUGCUCCUGCAGACAGCCUGAAUGACCCUGCAGCAGAGAGCAACGGACACGAGCUGACAUCCUCAGCCGUGACCAGCGCUGUGGCCAGAUUGGCCAGUACAUUUGGCCCCGCCCCUCAGCUGACCGCCAGCCCAGCUAAGCUACAAACAGCUGCUCAGCUCACAGAGGUUGCCAACGGCAACGCAGCUCCUGCAGGGAGGGCCUGCGCAGCAGUGAGGUCAUCAGUGAAGGACAGUCAGUGGUACGAUGUCGGUAUCGUCAAGGUGACCAACACGGUGGUCUCACAUUACUACGUCCCCUAUGGAGACAACAUGGCCGAUGAUGACUCAGGUGUGGUACCUGACUACAGUCAGAUGAAGAGGGUGGAGCUUCAGCCGGGGACGGCGUAUAAGUUCCGUGUGGCGGGGAUCAACAUCUGCGGCCGCGGGGCGUUCUCCGAGGUCUCUGCCUUUAAAACGUGUCUGCCUGGUUUCCCCGGAGCGCCGUGCGCCAUCAAGAUCAGCAAGAACCUGGACGGGGCUCAGCUCACCUGGGAGCCUCCUGCUGUGACCUCAGGUAAGAUCACAGAAUACUCGGUGUACCUGGCCAUCCAGUCCAGUCAGGCGGGCUCUGGUUCUGGUUCUGGUCCGGCCCAGCUAGCCUUCAUGAGGGUGUACUGCGGCCUGAGCCCGUCCUGCCUGGUCCAGUCCUCCAGCCUCGCCAACGCCCACAUCGACUACACCACCAAACCCGCCAUCAUCUUCCGCAUCGCUGCACGCAACCAGAAAGGAUACGGGCCGGCCACGCAGGUCAGGUGGUUACAAGAGAGCAGUAAAGAUGCUAAACCAGCGGUGAAGAGAGCGGGAGCGUCUCCUGAUCAGAAACCCGUCGGACCAAAGAAGUUCAGAACCGACCAAUAGGAGGAGCUGACAUUCUGCGCAGGACUUGGAUUGGUUCCUGUUGUCUUAAGCUCCACCCUAAAGCUGGUUACCAUGUCAUCGAGGAGGAGAAGGCGGGGCUUCCUGUCCCACAGGAAACAGAAUAAAUAAAGACUUGUAGGAUAUUUGUAAUAAUGCAGCGGUUGUCAUGGAGAUGGCGAGGGGUGGAGUCAGUUGUUGAGCUUUGAAUGAACCAAUAAAGUUUGAGGAUCUGAAAUGUAGAUGUAGCUCUCUCUCUGUCCCCCCACACAGGACUAAGAGGUCAAAGGUCAUGGUGCUAAGAGAGGCGGAGCUCAAACCAACUGUGUUGUAAAUUAUUGUUUCCUUUUUUUUAAAGAUGAACAUUUCUUCUUCUGUGGUUUCUGUUUCUUCUUCUGUUGAUAAUGUGUCUGAUGGUGCAGUGACGGAGCGCUCUCAUUGGUCAGUCUGAGCAGGAAGUGAAUGAUUUUUCAUGUUUGUGAAUAUUCUCUGGAACAAUAAAGAUUUUUAGAGCAUUUUUUUA